UGAACCCACCAAGCUCUCUCCUUUCUCCAACCCCAUCAACCAAAGCUCCCAUCUUUAACCCAACCCAUCUCUCCUCUCCUCUCCUCUCCUCUUCACGCUGCUGCCAUGCCUUCCUCCGCCGCCGCCGCCCUCCCAGAUCUACCCGCCUCCUCCUUAACAGACCCAUCCUUCUCCUUCUUCCAACCGACUACAAAAACGACGGCGUCUCUCCGCCUCUACCCAGAUCUGACCUCCCGCGUCUACCCCGAGCCCUCCUCCGACCUCCUCCGCCGCCUCGACCACUUCGACCGCCUCCCCGACUCCCUCCUCCUCCUCGUCUUCAACAAGAUCGGCGACGUCAAGGCCCUCGGCCGCUGCUGCGUCGUCUCCCGCCGCUUCCACUCCCUCGUCCCCCAAGUCGACAACGUCGUCGUCCGCGUCGACUGCGUCAUCUCCGACGACGACUCCUCCCCCUCCGCCUCCUCCUCCGACAAGUCCCGCUCCGCCUCCAUCUCCACCCUCUUCCGCCUCGUCGUCGGCGGCAUUGUCAAGCCCCUCCAGGCCCUCGGCCAGUUCCUCGGCCCCCGCCGCUCCUCCUCCUCCUCCUCCCCCUCCCUCCUCGCCGAUGACGACGCCGCCGGCGAGCUCGAGCAGGCCGGCGUCACCCACCACUCCCCCACUCAGGUCCUCAAGAACUUCAGCGAGCUUCGCUUCCUCCGGAUCGAGCUCCCCUCCGGCGAGCUCGGCAUCGACGACGGCGUCCUCCUCAAAUGGCGCGCCGAUUUCGGCUCCACUUUGGACAACUGCGUGAUUCUCGGAGCUUCCUCUGUCAUCCAACCUAGUCCCAACUCCAAGACAACAAACGACGUCGUUUGGGCCGACGGGGUUUGCGCCGCGAACAACGCAGCUUCUGCCGACGAUAACGGAAGCAUACCGGACUCGUUCUACACCAACGGCGGGCUUAAACUGAGGGUAGUUUGGACAAUCAGCUCACUGAUCGCCGCCUCGGCCCGGCAUUACUUGCUCCAGCCGAUCAUUUCCGAGCACAAGACACUGGACAGCUUGGUGCUGACCGACGCCGACGGCCAGGGGGUGCUGUCCAUGAACAGAGAGCAGCUUGAGGAGUUGAGAGUGAAGCCACUGUCGGCUUCUUCGGCGUCCAAGAGGACGCUGGUGCCGGCGCUCAAUAUGAGGCUGUGGUACGCGCCGCAGCUGGAGUUGCCUGAUGGGGUUGUGCUGAAGGGAGCUACUUUGGUUGCGAUUCGGCCCAGCGAGCAGUCUAAUCCGAAGAAGGAGGUGUCUGAUCUCUCUUGGGUUUCGACUGCCUUUGAGGAGCCGUAUGGGACUGCUGCCAAGAUGCUGGUGAAGAGAAGGACUUACUGCCUUGAGAUGAACUCGUUCUGAUGAGAUUUCAGAUACUUGUUUUCAGGUAAAGUGCCAUCCUUUGAGGGGGAAAUGAGGGGUUUGAAGACGGGAGAAACUGAACAGGUCUGUCUCAUUGGUAACCAAAGUCCACCACACUUCCCUUCAUUCAGCUUAUGUUGAUGGGAUUGAGACAGAAAAGAAGAGAGACGGCGGGGUUAUCCACUACAAGCUUACUCAAUUUAUGCUUGAGCUCACUGUAGAAAUGCAUCUGCUGGUUGUUUUUGUUCAGGCAUAUGCUUGUAUGAGUGCUUGCACUGCAAAUGCAACUAGAACUGAUGUAUAAAAAGAUUUUGGAGCUUGUAGUGACCUUACUUUUAUCUAUCUUCCAUGUUUGUGAAUAUUGUAGGUAAUCUCUAUCUGAUGUAUGUCGACAAGUUCAUUCAGCACUCUAAUUGAAUAUAACAGUGAUCAGAUUUUAUUUUCUCAUCA
Argentina anserina (silverweed cinquefoil) is the source of this 1833-nucleotide messenger RNA. RefSeq names its product F-box protein At5g46170-like. Gene Ontology annotation, molecular function: protein binding. The record is from RefSeq and is a predicted model, not a curated record. The transcript is spliced from 2 exons. NCBI's taxonomy places the organism in Eukaryota, Viridiplantae, Streptophyta, Magnoliopsida, Rosales, Rosaceae. The coding region runs from base 106 to 1383 and encodes 425 amino acids.